Molecule: messenger RNA, 1233 nt
Organism: Brassicogethes aeneus
Lineage: Eukaryota; Metazoa; Arthropoda; Insecta; Coleoptera; Nitidulidae
Source: the annotation of a GenBank genome assembly
AUGUCAUUAGUCUGUUGUGAUCAGCUUAACGAAAAAUGCAUGUUUGGUGCUUGCUCUGCUUGUAAAACAAAAUUAGAUGAGUUUUUACCCCUUAAUUUUGAUGUUAGCUCUGUGACAAUAAGAAAUAAAUGGAAAGAAAUUGAAGGCUUUUUGCAAGUUGCCGAAGAAAAAAAGGGGGUUGCCGCAGUUGUUAAUGAACUCAACCAAAAAAUAACAUCUUUUAAAAAACAUUGUUUUAUCAAAAACCAACAGUCUAAGUACUUUGAAUCUUGCAAAGAAGCUCAAAAUCCUCUAGAUGCUGUUGUGCAAAUAGAUUUUUCAGAAAACGCCUCGUUGACAAGUCAAAAUGAAAUCCAAAGUGCGCACUGGAAAAAGCUCCAAGUGACUAUUUUUACUUGUGUCACCAGAUGACACAAGUAAAAAUAGAUUUUACGUUAUCCAUAUAUAUGGAUAACGUAAAAUCUGUUGCAAUUCUCAGCGAUGAUUUAAAUCAUUCUAAAUACAGUGUUUGGAUAUUUAUAAAAAAAAUUGGGUCCUUUGUUAAAAACAAAUUUCACUCCGUUUCGCGUCUUCGAUUUUUUUCAGACAACGCCGCAACUCAGUUUCGGAACAAAUUUACAAUUUCAAAUUUGUGUUAUCUUGAUGAAGAUUUAGGAUUUUCUUUUAUUGAAUGGAAUACUUUUGCUGCUUCACACGGAAAAGGCGCGGUUGAUGGUGUUGGCGCGGCCGUAAAAAACGCAUUCUGCUCGCGAUUACUAUUAUGCAGCUUUAAAAUACUGUCAUAAAACUAAUAUUCUUGUGGCGUUGAGUGAGUUAAUGUAAUGUGCUUUACCUUAGUUACCUCUUCUAAAAAUUUUAUUAAAUUGGGCGCCACUUAGUUUUCUAUAAGCAAAACUAAGAAGGAUAUGCAACUUAGGACUGCUCGGUGGUCAUUAUAAGAACAUAUGACUUUCCGUAAAACUCUCUCUCUAUAUAUGUUAAAAACCAGAAUGGUCUGACCUGCGGAAUCUUCUUCAGAACGUGUACUCUGCGGAUGGUAAUACUUGGAAUGAUAUAUAUUUUCGUGAUUCGUCAAAAUUGUGGCCGGCUACGUGACAACACCCGAUAGCCAAACUAUCCACUGAUGGAAUCCAUUAAUUUUCAUUAAUAUUCAAUAUUUUAAAUGGCAGAACCUAGCUUUAUACUUGCUAGCCGUCAGAUCUAAAAGUUUCAUACCGAGAUUUAAAAUUAAUA